AUGAGUGGCGAUGUGGUAGAGAACAGUGGCGCUUGGCCAUCGGGCAAGAAUGCGUAUCGACUGGAGGAAAGCAUUGGCGUGGGCGCCACCGCUACAGUUUAUAAGGCUUACUGCUUGCCUCGCGACGAAUUCUGUGCCAUAAAAUGCAUCAACCUCGAGAAAUGUCAGACUUCCGUGGACGAGCUGAGUCACGAGAUUCAGGCUAUGUCUCAGUGCCAUCACCCCAAUGUUGUCAACUACUAUUCGUCAUUCGUCGUCGACGAGGAACUUUGGGUAGUGAUGCGUCUUCUUUCGUGUGGAUCUAUGCUUGAUAUCCUAAAGAAGAAGAUCAAGAUGCUGGGGAAGGAGCAGGCGAUGUAUGGUGUCCUUGAUGAAGUCUCGAUCGCCACCAUUCUCCGAGAGGUCUUGAAGGGGCUUGAAUAUUUCCACUCAACUGGACAAAUCCAUCGAGACAUCAAGGCGGGCAACAUUCUCAUUGCCGAAGAUGGUACUGUGCAAAUCGCGGAUUUCGGUGUUUCUGGUUGGCUGGCUGCUUCUGGUGGAGACUUGAGCCGACAGAAAGUUCGUCAUACAUUUGUCGGGACCCCGUGCUGGAUGGCGCCCGAAGUCAUGGAACAAGUCUCCGGUUACGAUUACAAGGCUGACAUCUGGAGCUUGGGGAUAUUGGCGAUUGAGCUAGCAACCGGCACAGCCCCUUACCACAAGUAUCCGCCAAUGAAGGUUUUGAUGUUGACCCUACAAAACGAUCCGCCGAACCUCGAGACAAAUGCUGAGAAAAAGGACCAAUAUAAGGCUUACGGAAAGAGCUUCCGCAAUUUGAUCAAGGAUUGUCUGCAGAAAGAUCCCAGCAAACGCCCCACGUCUUCCGAACUUCUCAAGUACUCCUUUUUCAAGAAGGCCAAGGACAAGAAACAUCUCGCAUCGGUCCUGAUGGAUAACUCUGCAUUCAGCUUGGCCAAGGGACAACCACCGAAGCCUAAAUCGGCAACUUCCGGGCGACUGAAGAAGAACCCACAAGGUGAAUGGGAGUUUGAAUACGACUCGAUCAGCGGCAGCGACGAAGAGGAGACCGUACAGGCGCCUAAUGCCGAGCCCGUUGGAGGUGAACCUGCCGCGGCUGGGCCAACGUUGAACAUGGUUCUUCGUGUACGGAAUCAAUUGCGUGAGCUCAACGAUAUCAAAUUCGACUAUACGCCACAGACUGAUACGGUCGAUGGCAUUGCUCAUGAGCUGGUGACCGCCGAGCUGAUUGAUUGCCACGAUCUCGUCAUUGUAGCUGCCAACCUGAGGAAGCUCAUAGAGCUGGCCGAGGCUGGUGCUGAGAAGCGCUGCGUGACAUUUGCUCUGAAUUCUGGCGUUGCUCCGAAUGAAAUCCCUGACGAACGUACGCUGACGGGAUUUGCUCAAAUAUCGAUCAUCGAC
Mesorhabditis spiculigera is the source of this 1422-nucleotide messenger RNA. The record is from the annotation of a GenBank genome assembly. Lineage: Eukaryota; Metazoa; Nematoda; Chromadorea; Rhabditida; Rhabditidae.